AUGAACUUCAACUUGGUUCCAUCUUCCAGUAACGAGCUUGAAGCUGAAGCUUCAUGCAAACUCCCCUCCACGCCUCCUCACUCUUGUUAUCUUCCCACUGCUGGAACUCCCAGCCAAUAUUCGAGUUCUACUCCAAGCUCUCCCUCAUUAGUUUCUGCAACAGGAUCAGCAGCCAACGACACAGAUGACGAUAUAUUCCCUUUGACACCCAAUUCGAAGAGUUCGCUCCGUGACCUCAACAGUCCGUUUAACGGAGUUGAGCUGCGGACUCCAAGUUCUCCUCAGAGCAAACACUGCGAUCCUCCCCGUUGGACCACACGAUUUGAAGACCAACAUAUUUUUAAUCGAUUGGUAGGCAGACCUUUCGAAGUUGAUGAUUCAUCGGGCACCAUCAACGAGAAUGCUAGGGAUACAUAUUUGAAGAUUCUGGGAGAACUUGGCACAAACUCCUUUCUUUGUGCUGUUCAAUACCUGGAAGCAGUUCGUGAACGCUGUCGCAUGAACUACCAUGCCGCGUGCUGGGAAGUCUCGGAAUUCGAGAGGGGGAAAGCUCUUGCUCGCUCCAUGUGUGAAGAUUCAAAACGCGACUUCUCGAAGGCCGAGCAAGAAGUGCAGUAUUUAAUGGAAAUUUUUCAUCAACGCCUGUCAUUGUCCCGUCAUGGCGCCUUAGGUAGUUUUUGUCCCACUGAAGUCCGCGACAGUAUCAGGACUUCUAUUCGUCGAACGGAUGCUGUACUCGGCAUCCUAAAUGAUGCCAAAGAGAUGCGCUCUGCGGAUAGCUGGUAUGUGCUACCUUAG
Suillus plorans is the source of this 798-nucleotide messenger RNA. RefSeq lists its product as uncharacterized. The transcript is spliced from 3 exons. NCBI's taxonomy places the organism in Eukaryota, Fungi, Basidiomycota, Agaricomycetes, Boletales, Suillaceae. The coding region runs from base 1 to 798 and encodes 265 amino acids. The record is from RefSeq and is a predicted model, not a curated record.